This is a messenger RNA of Spirodela intermedia, 1995 nucleotides long. The record is from the annotation of a GenBank genome assembly. NCBI's taxonomy places the organism in Eukaryota, Viridiplantae, Streptophyta, Magnoliopsida, Alismatales, Araceae.
AUGCUUCGUUUUGGCAAACUUACCCGGUUUCUCUCUUCCUCUCCCUCUUCUUCUGUUGCUGCUGCUGCUUCAGAGAGUUGUAGAAGCAGCUGGGAUCCCACUGCCUCACUGAGGCUUGAUCAUCCAGCUCUGAUUAUUCUAGAGAAAUGUGAAACCAGAGAGCAAUUCAAGCAGAUCCUCGCCCACAUGACGAGGUCUCAUCUCAUUUUCCAAACCUUCCCUUUGAGCAGGCUCCUCCAAUUCUCCGCAGCAUCCCACCCUGAGAAUUUGGACCUAGCCAUCGUCCUCUUCGAGCAUUUCGCACAUCACCCUAAUCUUUACAUCUACAACACCAUGCUGCGAGCUCUAUCCUUCUCUGCAACGCAGUCCACUGCUUACUACAGAUCCAUGCUCAGCUGCCGCAUAAUUCCCAAUCAGCACACCUUCCUCGCCAUGCUCAAGUCCUCCAGGAGCUUCUCAGAGGGGAAGCAGAUUCAUGCUCAUGCUGUAGUCAUGGGGUUGUCUUCGGAUACAUACCUGCAAAAUUCUCUGAUCAAGAUGUACUCGGAGAACGGAAAGAUGGGCCUUGCUCGAGAGCUGUUCCGGCAUCUGAACAGGAAGGAUAUUGCCUCAUGUAACAUUCUGAUUACUGCCCUUGCCAGGAAUGGACGCAACUUGGAAGCUCUCGAGAUCAUCCAUGGUCUACCACUUUCUGAUUUUGAACCAGACCAGUAUACGGCCGUGGGGCUCCUCCUCUGCUGCAGCCAGCUAAGAGACUGGUCUAGGGGGAAGUCCAUCCAUUCAUGGAUGAUCCGAAGAACACCUGUGGAAGAAUGGGGCCUGGUUUUGUGCAAUUCACUCCUGGAUUUAUAUGCCAGAAGCGGGAAGAUGGACACUGCCUUGAAAAUUUUUGAAGGGCUCAAGGAGAAAGAUGCUGUUUCAUGGAACAUAAUGAUCGCGAGGUCUGCAGGCUAUGGGGACUUUGAUCUCGCCCUGAGACUAUUCGAUCAAAUGCCCCACAGAGAGCUGGUUUCCUGGAAUUCUCUCCUCAGCGGGUAUGCACAGAAUGGGUGCUGGAACUCAGCAGUCAAGUUAUUCGAGGAAAUGCUUCUACAUGAUGUCAGCCCAGAUAAGGUCUCGAUGGUCGCUUUACUCUGUGCUUCUUCAGAGCUUGGUCUUCUGCACCAAGGGAGGCUGCUCCAUGGCUGGGUGCUCAAGAACAACAUGAAGCUUGAUCCUUUCUUGGGCUCAGCUUUGGUGGACAUGUACUGCAAGUGCGGGAGUCUCCAGAGGGCAAUCACUACUUUCAGAAGCAUCCCCAAGAGGGAUGUUGCCGUGUGGACUGCCAUGAUGUCCGGGCUUGCCUUUCAUGGCUGUGGAGUUGAUGCUCUCCUUCUAUUUCAGGAAAUGCAGGCAGAUGGUGCAGCCCCAAAUGAGUUGACUUUCAUUGCCAUCCUCACGGCCUGUGCCCAUGCUGGGUUAGUUGACACUGGGUGCAUCAUCUUUGACUCCAUCAAGAAGAAUCACGGCAUUGAUCCGACGGUGGAGCACUAUGGGUGCCUUGUUGAUCUUCUGGCUCGAGCAGGAAGGUUGACAGAGGUACAGGGGGUCAUUGAGGCGAUGCCGAUGAGGCCAAGCCGUUCCAUAUGGGGGGCAUUCUUGGCUGCCUCCAGAGCCCAUGGCGAUCUGGACAUGGCGAGGCUUGCCUCUGAAGAACUCCUGAAGCUGGAGCCAGAGGAGGAAGGAGGCUAUGUGCUUCUGUCCAGUGCGUAUGCUUCUGGCGGCAGGUGGAGCUGUUCGGGCUGCAUUAGAGAGAUGAUGAAUAGCAGAGGAGUGAAGAAGGCGGCUGGCUGCAGUAGGGUUUUCAUUGAUGGUGUGGCUCACAGGUUUGUUGCUUCAGAUUACACCCACCCAAUGUGGGAAAUGAUUUAUUGUGUUCUAAGCAGCUUGAACAAGGAGAUGAGAUCAGAUGUAGCAGGCUUGUGGCGAACCUCAUAUGGUUGUAUGUGCUCCUAA